Molecule: messenger RNA, 3124 nt
Organism: Oldenlandia corymbosa var. corymbosa
Lineage: Eukaryota; Viridiplantae; Streptophyta; Magnoliopsida; Gentianales; Rubiaceae
Source: the annotation of a GenBank genome assembly
GAAAGCUAGAGUGGAAGGAAGCCAAAUUUAUCACGGCGUCGGAAUUUAAUCAGCUCCUCCUCCACCACCACCAUCAAUCAGAAUAAUGCAUCUCUCCUUUAAUGAAUGUAUCUAUAAAUGCACAUAGUCACACACCACAUGAUCAUCCCCAAAUUGAGAAGAUAACACCUAAGUUAGCAAAAUAGCCGCACACAUAUUCUCUGAUGUCCCAUCUACCUAUCUGACUAACUCCAUUUCUCCAAAUAGCUAAACCAUCCCCCUCCCCCCCCUUUUUUUUUCCUUCUUUCCUUCCCGAGUUUUACAUAUAUUCUUUCGGGGGUUAGUUCCUUAAUUUGCGUCUCUCUCUCUCUCUCAAUCUUUUUUUUUUUUUGGUUUCAAGGGGGUUACAUAGUUCCGUUGUGGCAAUAUUCAAUUCGUGUACACACUAGUCAAUCCACACAUUAAGGGCUAAUUCAUUUUGGGAUUCUCAUUCCUUUUAUGUUCUCUUCUUAUUGACUUAUAAAAUCUCGUUUUGGCAUAAUAUAUAAAUCUCCAGCUCAUACUUCCAACCUUCGGUCAAAUGCUAUACUUAUACAUGUAACACACAGUACACACAAAUACACACAGCCAUCAUCUUCCCUUGCAGUAUAAAUAGAUGCAUACAUUACUGGGCAUCGGAAGAACAAGUUUUGAUUAUCUCGGUGGUCAUGCGUACAUAAAUUAUAGAGCUCUUACUUCUCUGCCCGUUGCGAGCCAAUUAAGCAAAACUGCACGAUAAUCACGUUCUACCGCUUCGGGCAACCUGUUAAGCGUUUCGAUUUCUACACGUGUGUUAUUGCCACAUCUUCAACUCCAAUAUUCCACUACUUGCUUUUUCCGCUUAACAAGUUUCAUCUUUCCAGUACUACCUUAUAUAUUAGACCGUACCAUCGCGGGCGAUACUUUUUUUUUUACGCCGCCGAUGAUGAUGAACUGCUUACAAGGCUGGCCGGAACCCAUUGUGAGGGUCCAAUCUUUGUCGGAGAGCGGAAUCCGGGUUAUCCCUGAGCGUUAUGUAAAGGGCCCUUCUGAUCGGCCGUUACUCUACCCCGCCGCGGCUGCUAGGGGAGUGGAACAAAUUCCGGUGAUCAACUUACGUGAGAUGUACGCUGGAGAUGGGUCGGUCCAGGAAACGGCGAUGGGUAAAAUAUCGAUGGCUUGCAGGGAAUGGGGAUUUUUCCAGGUGGUGAACCACGGGAUCGAACCGGAGCUGAUGAAGCGGACCCGAGAGGCGUGGCGGGAGUUUUUCCACCUUCCGGCGGAGGAGAAACAGCGGUAUGCGAAUUCCCCGACGACUUAUGAAGGAUACGGUAGUCGGCUGGGAGUGGAAAAAGGUGCAAAGUUGGAUUGGAGUGAUUAUUUUUUCCUCCACUAUCUUCCUACUACGCUUAGAGAUCACAACAAGUGGCCUCAUCUGCCAUCUUCAUGCAGAGAACUGGUUGGCAAAUACAACGAGGAAUUAGUGAAACUGAGUGAAAAAUUGAUGAAGAUAUUAUCAAUAAGUCUUGGAUUGAAAGAGGAGUCGCUUCAAGAAGCAUUUGGAGGUAGAGAGCAAAUCGGAGCAUGUAUGAGGGUAAAUUUUUACCCAAAAUGCCCGCAACCGGAUCUUACACUGGGCCUUUCUUCACAUUCGGAUCCUGGUGGUUUGACCCUUCUCUUACCUGAUGAAGAUGUUUCUGGCCUCCAAGUCCGUCGUGGCCAUAACUGGAUCACAGUUAAACCUGUUCCUAAUGCUUUCAUUGUCAACAUUGGAGAUCAAGUUCAGGUGAUCAUCGAUCUUUGUUUCAUUCCUUGUGCCUUUUUUCAUCAUUUAAGUGGAAUUGUCAAUUCAAUUUGUGUGAUACAUUUUCUCCUACGUUCAACUGCAGUUUUACUUUUUAUUUUGAUAUACAAUAUCUAUUCUGGUGGAUUAUUAAGUACAUUCAGUAUAUAAUAUUCAUUGGAAAAAAAUUUUCCAAGGAGAAAUCAUAAAUCCACUUUUUAUUUCAAAAAAUAUGCAAUAGCGUUGUUACAUGUGGUAUAGUUUUAGUUUAACAGAAAGUGAAUUAUUGUUAUUAUUAUUUUAUUAUAAAAUAGUUUUAAUAUACUUCUUUGAGCAAUUAUUUUAUGCAUUGAAUAUAUCUUUUGGAGGAUGACAAAUGAAAAAUGUUGGGUGUAUUUGUUGUAAACGUCAGAAUAUUAAAGUUUUAAUAAAAACACAGAGGGUGAAAGUAGUGGCGGAGCCAAAAAUAUUUUUUAGUGGGACACAAGAAUAAUAUAUAUCAUUCAUCAAUUUUUCAUUAACUUUAUAAGUAUGCGUAUACACGUGAUUUGUACAUGUUUUGCACGUGAUUUGCAUGUGAAUUGUAUGUCACUAAUGUCAAUUAUAUAUAUAUAUAUAUAAUAUAAUAACAUAUCAUGAUUAAAUGGAUAAAAUAUAAUUGUUAGUAAUGACGUUCUAUUUUUAUAAAUUAUAAAUGGCAUAUAGUAAAUUAAAAUAAUAAAAAAAUGAUGUAACCGCACACCAAACACAAUCCGUACACUUGCUAGGUAGGGGAUCUAACUUGGAAAUAAUAUACCGAAAAUAGUCUUAAAAAGAAAAUUUGUGCUUUUCACACAUUGAUGGCAAGUUUCCUUUUCGUUGUGCUCUUAGGGCAGAAAAUUCAAAAGAUACUAACCUAAUUUUAUUUUAUUUUUUAUUUUUGAAAAGGAUACUAACCUAAUUAAACACGUGAAGAAUAUGAAAAAAAAAAUACUACAUAGUACUUAAUUUGAUUUCUAAGGUAGUUUUUUACUUCCUUUUCUUGGGUGCACAGGUGCUAAGCAAUGCCAUUUUCAAAAGCGUGGAACACCGAGUAAUUGUGAAUUCCAACAAAGAGCGAUUGUCUUUAGCUUUUUUCUAUAAUCCAAAGGGUGAUAUACCCAUCAAGCCUGUUCCAAAACUUGUGACCCGGGAUACUCCUGCCAUAUAUUCUCCCAUGACUUUCAAUGAGUAUAGAGUUUUCAUCAGAACUCAAGGCCCUAGUGGCAAGUCUCAUCUCGAAUCCCUGAAAUCUCCGAGAUAGAUAUCGAUCUACUCCAUCAAAAAAUUGUAAUCAGAAGAUCUGAAUUCGAUCGAGAUAUAUAU